AUGGUGGAUCAACAACUUCCACCACCUCCUCCACCUCCUCAGCCAAAGCCAUCCAACCUCAACACAAAACCAUUGCCGAAUAAUCCGAAUAAAUCUGCUCCUUCUUCUCCUCCCGCACUAAAUGCUCCUUUUCUUGUAAAGGGCAACUCGAAAGACGAUACCAUCUUUGAAUUUAAGGACUCGAAACAAGAAACUGGUUCAAUUGGUCUGCCAUUUGUUGUUGGCAGAUACUUGGGAAGCCCACAACUACGGUCAUUCCCAGCUGAACGACUGUAUUUGAUACUGGGUCGCUUACGAUGCCUGAAUUAUACCAUCAGCAAAUACAACCAUGGACUGCAGUCUCCAUCGUCAUCAUUUACGCAAUAUUGGAAACGACGAGCAUUAGACCAAAUGUCUGGUUUUGGAUUUCAAAUAUCGGAUUCGACAAAGCCGAUACUCGUUAAUGGCCUGAACGAACUUAUUCUGAAAAUAGAAGACAUAUAUAGUGAUGAGAUACAUGCUGCUCGUGAACUCAUCGAUACGGGUUCAAUCGCAUUUGAUGGACUAGCAGAGCUGUACAGACCGGAUGUUCCUGUUAAGGGAGUUACAAGUUUGGGAGGAACUAUGGCAUUGUUUAUGGUAACAGAGUCGUAUUAUGAAGAACGACGUUCAUUGAUGGGUAAAGAGAAGAGUUUUCACUGGGAAAUGGAGUUUGUGAUUACGCUUGGUGGGCAUUUCUCGCCAGUGAGGUUUACAGAGGUGCUAAGUGGAUGGACUGGUGUCCGUGCUAGACCAUUAUCUGAAUUGACAUAUACAUCCACAUCGCAAGACUUGGAUACAUUCAAACAGAGAGGUCAACGUUAUGUGGCAAUUGCUGAAGGAGGUCCUCAAUUCCUGUCUUAUGCUCCACAUACAUUCUUCAUCCAUACAUCUGGCUUGUCUACGAGUGGAUCAAUGAUGUCUCGAUCUGGAAGCAACUUAUUACCCAAAGGAGGUCGUAUUAUGAUUGAUCCGUCUAGGGGUGCUUCAUUAGGACACCAUGCUUCUCAAGGUGCAGAUGAGCCUACGCUUGCAAUGAUUCAAGCUGCAGGACGAUAUAAACGGUUGAAACAUAGUCAGGCUGGUGGUAGCAGUACUGCUGGCAAUUCUCAAGAAUCAAUGGUUCUUUGGGACACGGUGCCUGAAGAAUUAGUCAUGUAUUGUUUCCCAUCGAUUGUGGGAUUCAGUUUCUCGGCAAAAGCAUGGGGUCAUGUAUUGGUGUCUGGACUGGAGGAUAUUAAAUUUAGUGAUAAGGCAUUUGAUCAGUUGGUGCUUGCUGAGGAACGUAAACAGCUGAUACGAGCGCUGGUAACAUUCGGCGGUGAUGAUGAUACGGAGGAUAUUAUUGGAGGCAAACGUGGUGGCAGUGUAUUCCUGCUUCACGGCCCACCUGGGGUGGGCAAAACGCUCACUGCUGAGGCUAUCUCCGAAGUGCUGCAUCGGCCAUUAUACUAUGUCACUAUGGGUGAGCUAGGGUUAACGCCUGAUGAGAUGGAGAAGAGGCUGAGUGACGUGUUGGAUUUAUGUGCUGGUUGGAAUGCGAUCGCAAUACUCGACGAAGCCGAUGUAUUCCUAGAGCAACGAGCUACCGCCGACAUUGUACGAAAUGCAAUGGUGUGUGUCAUGUUACGACUAUUGGAGUAUCAUCCAGGAAUCCUUUUCUUGACAACAAACAGGGUGCAGAGAUUUGAUCCUGCUUUUGAGAGUCGAGUUACGGUGGCUCUUAGAUAUGAGUCUCUGAAUUCAUCAGCACGAACACAAAUAUGGAAGAAUCUCAUGGCAAAAGUCAGCAUUCCUGUGUCAACCGAAGUCGUAUAUGAAGAAUUGGGUAAACAUGCUCUGAAUGGAAGGCAGAUAAAGAAUGCUGUCAGGCUUGCAGUGGCUCUUUCGAGGGAGAAGAAGAGCGAGGUGACGCAGAGUAUUCUCCAGACUACAUUGGCUAUAACCAAUCUAGGUCGUGAAGAGAUGCAGGCUGAUGACUCUUGGAAGGAGUGA
This is a messenger RNA of Synchytrium microbalum, 2013 nucleotides long. RefSeq lists its product as uncharacterized. Gene Ontology annotation, molecular function: ATP hydrolysis activity; ATP binding. The transcript is spliced from 8 exons. Lineage: Eukaryota; Fungi; Chytridiomycota; Chytridiomycetes; Synchytriales; Synchytriaceae. The record is from RefSeq and is a predicted model, not a curated record. The coding region runs from base 1 to 2013 and encodes 670 amino acids.